AUGUCUAGCCAGCCUCUUCUCCAGACUGCUCCGGGCAAGCGCAUUGCCCUCCCCACGCGUGUCGAGCCCAAGGUCUUCUUCGCCAACGAGCGUACCUUCCUCUCAUGGCUCAACUUCACCGUCAUCCUCGGCGCCCUCGCCAUCGGCAUGCUUAACUUUGGCGACCGCCCCGCGUUCAUCAGCGCCUUCCUCUUCACUGGUGUCGCCAUGCUCACCAUGAUAUACGCACUGGCGACGUACCACUGGCGCGCCAAGUCGAUCCGCGUCCGCGGCCAGGCUGGUUUCGACGACCGCUUCGGCCCCACCUUCCUGGCCAUCAUUCUGUUGUUGGCCGUUGUCGUCAACUUUGUCCUCCGAAUUACCUACUCUUCCAAGGAGGGCAAGCACUGA
Colletotrichum truncatum is the source of this 390-nucleotide messenger RNA. RefSeq names its product vacuolar transporter chaperone 1. The record is from RefSeq and is a predicted model, not a curated record. NCBI's taxonomy places the organism in Eukaryota, Fungi, Ascomycota, Sordariomycetes, Glomerellales, Glomerellaceae. Gene Ontology annotation, cellular component: vacuolar transporter chaperone complex; fungal-type vacuole membrane.